Molecule: messenger RNA, 2767 nt
Organism: Haemorhous mexicanus (house finch)
Lineage: Eukaryota; Metazoa; Chordata; Aves; Passeriformes; Fringillidae
Gene: ADM2
Product: adrenomedullin 2
Exons: 2
Coding region: 302-772 (156 amino acids)
Biological process (GO): regulation of systemic arterial blood pressure; positive regulation of heart rate; adenylate cyclase-activating G protein-coupled receptor signaling pathway
Source: RefSeq, a predicted model, not a curated record
GCUCCUCCCGUCCCGUUGAGCUCCUCCCGCCCGCCGGCCCCGGCGAUAUUUAACCUGGGCCGGGGCGGGGAGCGGCAGCGCCGAGCGGGGACAGAGCCGACCCCGAGCCAGCGCAGCCCGGUCCCGCGCAGGUACCGCCGGGACCCCGCGCCGCCCCCGGCUGGGCACAGGCAGAGAGCGGGGCCGGGGCGGGACGAGAAGAGGGCUGCGAUCUGGAGCCGGAUCCCAGCGCGACCCCCCCACCGAGUCACCGUCCCCGUGUCUCCCGCCGCCGCCGCCGCUCGUCCCGUCCCGUCCGGCCAUGCGAGCCCCGGCCCCGCUGGCGCUGGGUUGCGUCAGCUUCGCGCUGUGCCUUCUGGAGCUGCCCCACGGCCGGGCCCUGCCGCCGCGCAGGCCCCCCCCGGCGCGGAGCCCCCCGGAGCGGAUCCCCGCUCUGCCCGGAGACCCCCCAGCCCCGCAGCCCGUCGGGACCCUGCGACACCGAGCUCCGGUUCCCCGGCACGGCCCGUGGGCCGCCCUCCGGCACCGCCCGCCCGCCCCGCGGCCCCCCCCGUGGCACGUCCGGCGCCUCAUCCUGCGGCGGGACCCCCGGCACGACCCCCGGCCCGCCCGGGACCGCCGGCACGUCGGGGCACACCUGAUGCGGGUGGGCUGCGUGCUGGGCACCUGCCAGGUGCAGAACCUGAGCCACCGCCUGUGGCAGCUGCGGGGACAGUCGGGCCGCCGCGACUCGUCCCCCAUGAACCCCAACAGCCCCCACAGCUACGGCUGAGGGGGGGGCGCGCCCCCGCCCCGCGGGACCCCCAAGCACCGCCGCGGGCUCCUCCGCGCCGCCGCCGCCGCCCCGGGGGGCUCCGGGCACCGCAAGCCCCUGAUGGAGCCCCGGGGUGGCCAGGGACGGACAGGAGCUGCAGCGGCGACCUGGGGACUGCUGGUGGCCCGUGAUGACCCAGCGGGAUCGUGGUGGCCGGCGGUGGCCCACAGGGACUGGCGGUGGCCCAGAGCGACUCACGGUGACCGGCGCUGGCCCGUAGUGACUCUUGGUGGCUCAGAGUGGCCCCUGGUGGCCGGUGGUGGCCCGGGGUGACCCGCGGUGGCCCGCGGCGGCUGGCAGUGGCCAGUCUGUGCGGGGCGGGUCCAAGGGCCACCGGGAAUCGCGCUGACCGCAGCAGCGCCGGGACCUCGUGCAAGCCCCUCCGGCCGCGCUCCUGCUGACUCAGCACUCCCGUGCCCGCCGUGGCACCCCCGGAGCCCCCCAGGGCACCCCCAGCGCCCCAGUCCUUCCCCAGGGGGACACUGGGGGUGGGGGCCCGGCAAGGACAGGGCACAGGGACCCCGCUCCGGGCUGGGGGAGCCCCCAGCACCUUCCCCACCUGGGGGUCCCACCUGGGGCUGGCACCUUCCCGGGUGCUGGGGGGGUCCUGCCCUCCUCAGCGUGAGCAUUGUCCCCUCCCCUGGCACCUUGUCCCAGCCUGUGUCACCCACAGCCCGGCAGGAGCUGGCCAUAGGGAGAUGUCCCCAAAUGUGGGGGGCAGUGGAAAGGUUGGGGUCCUGUGGCCCACUGCUGCCUGUCCCAGACCUGUCCCCCGCUGCACCCUCGGGGACACCCCCACGUCGUGUCCCCACAGGCUCAGUGGGUGCCCACACGGACAUGAGGGGACACGUGUGACAUCCCUGUCACCCCCCAGAGCUGUCACCCCACGGCCCGGUGGGACAGGAAUGUGUGACCCCAGGUCACUGUGCCACCCCCCCCUCCGGGGAGCAGCUUGAGCAGCCCCCCAAGAGCAGCAGCCCCAUUCCCUCCAGAACAGCCCUGUCCUCCCAGGGCACCCCCAUUCCCGGGGCACCCCCAUUCCCGGGGCACCCCCAUUCCCGGGGCACCCCCAUUCCCAGAGCACUCCAUUCCCGGGGCACCCCCAUUCCCGGGGCACCCCAUUCCCAAAGCACUCCAUUCCCAGAGCACCCUCAUUCCCAGAGCACCCCCAUUCCCAGAGCACCCCCAUUCCCGGGAACACCCCCAUUCCCAAAGCACUCCACUCCCAGAGCACCCCCAUUCCCAGAGUACCCCAUUCCUGGGAACACCCCCAUUCCCAGGAACACCCCCAUUCCCAGGAACACCCCCAUUCCCAGAACACCCCCAUUCCCAAAGCAUUCCCAUUCCCAUAGGAAUGUGCCUGUUCUCCCAGAGCACCCCAUUCCCAGGAACACCCCCAUUCCCGGGAACACCCCCAUUCCCAGAGCACUCCCAUUCCCAGAACACCCCCAUUCCUGGGAACACUCCCAUUCCCAGAGCACCCCCAUUCCCAGAACACCCCAUUCCCGGGAGCACCCCAAUCCUCCCGGGACCUCCCCGCCCCCAUUCCCCAGAGGACCUGGGUGUCCCGGCAGGUUCAGGGACAGGAUGUCCCCGGGUGCCACACGGACGGAGCUGCCCCUCAGUGUCCAUCCCCUGGGUGUCCCAGUUUCAGCACAGGAUGUCCCAGGAAUGUCUCAAGUGUCCCCUGGGUGUCCCAGGACGUUCUGUGGGAUCCCAUGGAUGCCGCCAGGAGCCCUGUCCACCCCACGGGUGUCCCAGGACUUCCCACACCCCGUGGAGCUGCUGAGGGGCACUGGGGGACCUGAAGGGCGCAUGGGGUCCCCAGGCCUUUGUCCCCUCCCCUGGGUGCCCCCGCUGGGCCCGGUGGGUGCCCAACCCACCCUGGCCCAGCUCGCUGCUUCCCGGGAAUCCUGGUUUGGGUGGAAUAAACAAAACGUGUGAGGAGGAGGA